Messenger RNA from Papaver somniferum (opium poppy), 1186 nucleotides. Its product is annotated as putative L-ascorbate peroxidase 6. Gene Ontology annotation, molecular function: peroxidase activity; heme binding. Gene Ontology annotation, biological process: response to reactive oxygen species; cellular response to oxidative stress; hydrogen peroxide catabolic process. The coding region runs from base 42 to 1052 and encodes 336 amino acids. The transcript has 10 exons. NCBI's taxonomy places the organism in Eukaryota, Viridiplantae, Streptophyta, Magnoliopsida, Ranunculales, Papaveraceae. The record is from RefSeq and is a predicted model, not a curated record.
UCUUGGUUACCGGAAGAAGAAGCGUGAACCGUUCAUUGUAGAUGACUACUCGUUUCGAUUCUUCGUUUCUCUUCUCCAUCAAUCAUCUCUCUUCCUCUCUCCAGUUCAAAACUCCCGCCAUUAAAGGAAAGAUCAUUCAGUUCAAAUCUGGCGGAAAAGUAAUCGAAGCCUCCUCCUCUCCAUCCUUAUCAACAUCUUCUUCUUCCGCCAGAAACAUCAAUAACGAAAUUCCUAGUGUAAAUGGAUUUGGCGAUAGUGUGUUGUAUAGAAGGAGAGCAGUUAUCAUUGCAGCUACUGUUCUUCUUCCCUUAAUUGGAUUCAAUGGAUUUGGUGUUCAGGCAGCAGAGUUGGUGACAGACAAAACAUUGGUAAUACGAGAAGGAGUAAGGAAAGCAUUGACCAAGGGCAAAGCAGCAGGUGUACUUCGUCUGGUUUUUCAUGAUGCAGGAACGUUUGAUAUGAAUGAAAAAUCAGGUGGUAUGAAUGGUUCCAUAGUUUAUGAACUUGAUAGACCCGAAAAUGCUGGACUUAAAAAAUCUGUCAAGAUUCUAGAGAAAGUGAAAAGUGAGCUUGAUGGAACAGAACCAGUUUCUUGGGCGGACUUGAUCGCUGUAGCUGGUGCAGAAGCAGUUUCCCUUUGCGGAGGUCCCCUCAUCCCAGUUCAGUUAGGAAGGAAAGAUUUAACGGUACCCGAUCCGGAAGGGAAGCUUCCUGAAGAAACUCUGAAUGCUUCUGCUUUGAAGCGAUCCUUUUUAAGCAAAGGAUUCUCUACACAAGAACUUGUAGCAUUAUCUGGAGCUCAUACUAUUGGUGGUAAAGGUUUUGGGAGUCCAACUGUUUUUGACAAUUCCUACUACAAAAUACUUCUAGAGAAACCGUGGGCGUCCUCAGCUAAUAUGAUUGGGCUUCCAUCAGAUCAUGUACUUGUCGAGGAUGAAGAAUGCUUAAGGUGGAUCAAUACAUAUGCGGAUGACCAGAGAAAAUUCUUCGAAGAUUUCAAAAAUGCUUAUAUCAAACUUGUGAAUUCAGGUGCCAUGUGGAAAGAUGCCUGAAAAUAAUUUUGGUCACCCUUCAUAUUGUAACUAUGAUCAUUGUCUGUUAGUACAUAAAGUAAUAAACUCAUGUAUACGAUUUAUUUGAAAAUUUUCAAAAAUAUUCUAAAUCAAUCAUGUUAUGAUCUUCUUUU